AUGAAGCGCAACCUUGUGGAAAUCUGUGAUACGCUCCGGAAGAAGGGCAAGCAGGUGUGCUUGGCCACUGUGGCGAGCCCCGACCCGACUGCCGCCGAGACAGACAGCGCCAGCUCGACGCUCAACACCGCACUGGAGCACUUCUGCACGAGCACGUCGACGGAAGACGCUCCGGUCAUUCUCGGUCCCCGUCUCGACACGUAUGCCUUCCGUCGCGAGAGUGCGCUUUGGAUCGACAAGUACCGCUUCAAUUCGCAGUCAUACCGACAGCUAGCUCGCAACACCGCGGACUUUUUGAUCCCCAUGAUGACGGCUGUGGAGUGGACUACUUGGAAAGAGCAGCUCGGCCGCGUCACCUACGACAAGGCCUUGUACGACUAA
This is a messenger RNA of Phytophthora sojae, 381 nucleotides long. RefSeq lists its product as hypothetical. The transcript has 3 exons. The record is from RefSeq and is a predicted model, not a curated record. The coding region runs from base 1 to 381 and encodes 126 amino acids. NCBI's taxonomy places the organism in Eukaryota, Oomycota, Peronosporomycetes, Peronosporales, Peronosporaceae.